CUGAAAUUCGCUCUGCAUUUAGGUUAAAGCAAUGCUUCUUACAUCAUAUAAUUUUCGAACAUUUCUUAUUUGAUUUUGACUGCACCUAAAUAUGAUGAAAGAAAUCACUUUUAUAAUAGUGACAUGUCUAUACGUUCUAUCAGACACUGAAGUUUCCAAAAGUUGUAGUAACUGUUUACCACACCCAGAUGAAAACACAGACAAGUGUGACGCUAGUUCAGGUCAUUGCUUGUAUGGAUGCAUCCAAGGUUUCUAUGGAUCAAAUUGCUCUACAGUUUGUCCAGAUAAUUGUAGACAAGCAGUGGACGUCAGUAACGACACAUGUGAUGCUACUAAUGGAGAAUGUUUGCAUGGCUGUAUGCAUGGAUAUGCUGGGCUCAACUGUUCAGUUAAAUGCCAUAAUAACUGUGCUAUAUCCGGAAAUACUGAAACUGAUACCUGUGACGCAACGUCACAGAAAUGCUUGAACGGUUGUAAGGAUGGUUUCUAUGGUUCCCACUGCGAACAUUUGUGUUCUUCCGCUGACGAAAACUGCGAAAAAUGUUAUGCAGAAGGUGAUAAAAGCACCAUAGUUUGUACCAGGUGCUUUCAAAACUUCUACAGAGAUAACGGAAAGUGUACUCCCUGUAACUACUGGUGUAUGCCAAAUAAUGCCGACUCCUUACCGGUAUGUAACGAACAAGACGGGUAUUGUCAGUUUGGUUGUCGCCCGGGUCGGUAUGGGUUCCAUUGUGGUGAACGCUGCAGUAACACAUGUAAAGAUAUUUGUGACAGAGAAAGUGGAGUCUGUUUGACGGGCUGUAAAUACCAUGGUUACUGUGGACCAACAUGUGAGCUUAUGUGCAGUGGCGGCUGCAUGUUGAAGGAAUGUAAUCAAUCCUGCACGUGCUUACGUGGAUGCAGUCAUAAAUACUGGGGAGAGCAAUGCCAACAGCUUUGUAAUUCGAAUUGUAAGAUUCCAUCGGACUCUAGCAUUAACAUAUGUGAUAGCGUUAAUGGUGCCUGUUUACAGGGUUGUUCAAACAGUAAAUUCUGGGGAGAUAAAUGUCAGAAAACAUGUCCACCCGGAUGUGUACAUGGAAAAUGCGCACAAAUAUCUGGAAACUGUACUGAAGGUUGCACAGGCCAAGAGUCGUACGGUAUACACUGUGGUGUGAACUGUAACACUAAUUGUAUGAACGGAACGUGUCUGAGAGAUGGAUAUUGUAAUAAAGGAUGUGUUGUUGGUAGUCAUGGUGAUAAAUGUAAUCUUGCAUGCAGCACGAACUGUUUUGAUAACGAAUGCGGCAGAGCUAACGGACAUUGUAGCAGAGGCUGUGGUGCAGGAUGGCAUGGAGAAACAUGCAAUCUACAGUGCAACAGAACGUGUUUGAAUCACACUUGUUCUCAGAGAGAAGCUGUUUGUAUAUACGGCUGUAUCGAAGGAUACAAAGGACCUCACUGUGGGAAUGAAGAAAUGCCUUUUCAAGUCGACUACUACAAGGUGAUUGGUAUAUUAGGAAGUGGUUGGCUAGCUUUCCUUGUUGUACUUAUUGUUUUGAUCGUCGUUCUAUUCAAAAGACAUCGGGCAUCUACAAAUGGUAAACAUAAAGACUAUUGUUUUGAGUAUACUUUCUGA
Messenger RNA from Mercenaria mercenaria, 1618 nucleotides. RefSeq names its product multiple epidermal growth factor-like domains protein 10. Bases 92 to 1618 code for a protein of 508 amino acids. NCBI's taxonomy places the organism in Eukaryota, Metazoa, Mollusca, Bivalvia, Venerida, Veneridae. The record is from RefSeq and is a predicted model, not a curated record. The transcript is spliced from 5 exons.